AUGGCUUGGGAACAUCUAGAACCAACAAAGUCACACGUAGCCUAUGCAUGUGUAGCAGUAUUCUCCAUCAUGUUUUCAGUUUUUUCUUUAUUUGUUAAAGAAAAGUUAUACAUUGGCGAAUCAACUGUCGCAGGUAUAUUUGGCCUUAUAGUUGGACCCCACUGUCUACAUUGGUUCAAUCCAACAUCUUGGGGUAAUUCGGAUUCCAUCACUUUAGAAAUUAGUAGAAUUAUAUUAUGUCUACAAAUAUUUGCUGUUGCUGUAGAAUUACCGAAAAAAUAUAUGUUGAAGCACUGGCUAAGUGUAACCAUGCUAUUAGUUCCAGUUAUGACCGCUGGUUGGUUAAUCGUCGGAGUUUUUGUUUUCAUACUAAUUCCAGGUUUUAGUUUUUCGGAUGGAUUAUUAGUAUCUGCAUGUAUAACAGCAACUGAUCCAAUUUUAGCACAAUCCGUGGUUUCCGGUAAAUUUGCACAAAAAGUCCCCGGCCAUUUAAGAAAUCUACUAAGUGCGGAAAGUGGUUGCAACGAUGGGAUGGCAUUCCCAUUUAUUUAUUUAUCCCUAAAUUUAAUUAUACACCAUGGUCAUGAUCGGGUACGUGAAAUUGUAAAAGACUGGAUUUGCGUUACAAUUUUGUACGAGUGUAUAUUUGGCUGCUUUUUAGGGGUUGUGAUUGGCUAUGGCGGUAGACAUUUAAUUAAAUUUGCAGAAGAAAAGAAAUUGAUUGAUCGAGAAUCUUUCUUGGCAUUUUAUGUAUGCUUAGCAUUUUUAUGCGCUGGUUUCGGUUCCAUAUUGGGAGUAGACGAUUUACUAGUUUCAUUUUCCGCAGGUGCCGCUUUUGCCUGGGAUGGUUGGUUUUCCAAAAAGACCAAAGACAGUCAAAUAUCCACAGUCAUUGACUUAUUGCUAAACUUGGCCUAUUUUGUUUAUUUUGGUGCUAUUAUCCCAUGGGAACAAUUUAAUAAUGGCCAUCUGGGUUUGAAUGUUUGGAGACUAAUCGUUUUAGCAAUAGUUGUCAUAUUUUUAAGAAGAAUUCCUGCAGUUAUUGCAUUUCGUCCCUUGAUCCCGGAUAUUAAAACAUGGCGUGAAGCUUUAUUUGUUGGUCAUUUUGGUCCUAUUGGUGUUGGCGCCAUUUUUGCCUCCAUCUUAGCUAGGGCUGAAUUGGAACAUGCCAGCACCGGUGAAAAGACACCUUUAAAAAGCUUGCCUUUAGAAGGAACAAAAUACUACCAAUUAAUUGCUACCAUUUGGCCCAUUGUUACAUUUUUUAUUUUAACUUCUAUUAUUGUCCAUGGGUCUUCUGUGGCAAUUAUAGUACUAGGACGCCAUCUAAAUACAAUAGCAUUAACCAAAACGUUUACCACACAUACUUCAAAUGGCGGUAGAGGGCCAAGCUGGAUGUCUAGGUUGCCAGCCUUGGAUAAGGAAGGUAGAUCCUUUUCUUUACAGCGUGUUGAUACAAUGGCACCACCCUUAUCUUCCACUAGUACUGAAGAUGAAAAGAUAAGUUUUGAAAACAGCAAUUCUGCCCAGUCGUUAAAUUACCAUAGACAGAAUAAUGGUUUGCCGGAUGUUAUUUCAAGAAACAGCACCAUUGAGACGAGCGGCAUUCCAGCUAGGCCAAUCGGUGGUGCAAAGAGAAAAAAAGUUGGUUCUAGAAUCAACAAAAUUAGGAAAAAGAGGAAAGAAUUGUUUAGUUUGGAUAAUGGUUAUUCCGAAUUAAAUAAGAUUGAACAAGAAAGAAUCAAACGUGAAAAGGAAGCUCAAGCAGAUGCAUUUGCUUUAACCCCAAGGGUAAGACCUAUCGAGGAAGAUGAAAGAGAUUACUUAGAAAGCCAUCCCAAGCAACAACAACAAUAUCAAGGAGAGGAGGAAACGGAAGACAAAGAUUCAGAAAGAAGUAAUAGUGACGGUAUUUUGGAUUCUUAUGAUAAAGACCGCCAAAUUGAAAAGACAGUUACCAUGAUGGACCAAGAUAAUACCUCUAACGUGAUAGCACAUUUAGAUACUUUGGCAACAAACGUACAAGGUUCUCCCGAUAAAAUGUAUAUUAAAAAUGAACUAGAUUCUACUGCACAUGGAGACUUAGAAAAGGGGCCAAUCAGUGUUAAUUAUGGAAAUGGCACUUCUUCUUCAACUACUAAUGAGGAAGAAGAAGAGGAAGGUACUGAUAGCGAGGAAGCUACAAAUAGAGAAGAUGCUAAGGACCGCGACAACCAUGAUCAAAUUGCAUAUGCCGAAGGUAAUAAAGUCAUUAUUGAAAAUAGACAUGGUGAAAUUAUCGAUGAGGCUAGUUUGGAUACACAAAGGCCUGAAAAGGAUGUUGCUAGAAGAAAGUUGAGCAACCGUACACAAACAGAGGUUGGAAACUCAGAAAAGGAGGAAAGUGAUGGCAGGUCUAUCAUCAGUGAUACGGCAAGCAGGAUUAGUACAGUUCCUAGCAAUUCUAGUUACUUGAGAAGAGUCUUGACCCCCACCAAAAGCAAUCCACUGGACAAGAAAUAUUUUGCAUACAAGAUUGAUAACCAUUUAAUCAUUGAAGAUGGAAAUGGAGACGUUUUAAGAAGAUAUAAAAUAAAUGUGCAUUCAUCUAAUAAAAAUAAAUCUGGAGAAAGUAUUGUUGAAGAUGGCUCUACUAAGAAAAAAGCUAAUACUAAUAGGGAAAGAAGUGGGUCUGUAUUUAACAAAGCAUUGUCAGCUGUUGGUUUAGGUAAAAUAACAUCUAAUACCUCGAAGAUAUCACCGCAAUCAUCACCACCGGCUGGUAAAAAUGUUUUUUCUACAAACACUUCCAAUAAUAACACUAAACCUUCUCUGUCUAUUAAUACAAAAGUAGCAAAUGGUGUUAAAUCCAGUGAGUUAAACAGUGCUAUCAGUACUAAGACAAAUAACAGGGGUUCGACGCCGGUGUCUAUGGUUAAUACUAAAAGAUUUGCCGAAGAUAAAAGGAAGUUGACACCUUUGCCAUCGCACCAAGAUGAUACUUACAGUGAAGAUCAAAGCGAUGGUACUCAAUAUAGCGAAGACCAAGAUACUGGAACUGAAGAUGACAGUAACUAUUAUUAUUACUCUGAUGAUGAUCAAAGUGAGGUUAACGGAUUUAGAAAGUUAGGAGAUUCACCAAGACCAAAAAAUAGUAACGGACAUAAUCGUGAUCUUGCCGAUUCGGAUAGGAAAACCAAUACUAAUAACAAACAGGGUAAAUCUUUAGGUGAAUACGGUACAGAAAGUUCGGAUACUGAAGGGGAAGAUGAAAGAGAUGAAACACAAUUUGAAAAAUCAAGAAGACUAGCAGCUUUAGGUGCUAUGCCACAACCUAGACAAGAUGAUGAUGAAGAAGAAAUUUUCUCCCCAGUUAUUACACAUCCUUCGAAGGCCCAUAAGUUUCAUUUAUAG
Molecule: messenger RNA, 3393 nt
Organism: Saccharomycodes ludwigii
Lineage: Eukaryota; Fungi; Ascomycota; Saccharomycetes; Saccharomycodales; Saccharomycodaceae
Gene: NHA1
Product: Nha1p
Exons: 1
Coding region: 1-3393 (1130 amino acids)
Biological process (GO): proton export across plasma membrane; regulation of membrane potential; intracellular potassium ion homeostasis
Cellular component (GO): plasma membrane
Molecular function (GO): sodium:proton antiporter activity
Source: RefSeq, a predicted model, not a curated record